This is a messenger RNA of Coprinopsis cinerea okayama7#130, 2067 nucleotides long. RefSeq lists its product as hypothetical. Lineage: Eukaryota; Fungi; Basidiomycota; Agaricomycetes; Agaricales; Psathyrellaceae. Bases 1 to 2067 code for a protein of 688 amino acids. The transcript is spliced from 6 exons. The record is from RefSeq and is a predicted model, not a curated record.
AUGUCUAGUCGACGUCGACGACGCCGGAUUUUGGACGACAGCGACGACGAGAGCACGGCCAAUGACUACCCAGUGGCUCUACUUGAUGCGGCCAGGGAGGAGGACUGGGAUUCGCCAACGAAAAAUAGAAGGACUGUGACCAUCAAGCCGAAGCCGCGCCAGGAUAUUGGGAGGCGCAAGAAACAGCGUGUUGAAGAGGAGGUGGUCAGGGGGAACCGGGAGUUAUCAGAGAUCGUGGAUGAUCCCGUCUCGGGAAACUCGGAGAUCGAACCUGCCCAUUCGGGCAGUCCCGACACUCAGUCCGAGAUAUCCGAACCUGAUUUGGACGCCUUCGUGGACGCAAUAAACGCCCAUGUCGCGGGCUUCUAUCACCUGGAGAGGAAUCUCUUCGUGGUUCAGGGAUGGGAUAUUGAAAGGAAACAGACGACGGACCAUUGGCACCACCUGGAGUACGAGACUUUGGACGGGGAAAUCCUUGUCGCUUGUACUUGCCCCAGUGGCAUGGAGGACGCCUGCGUGCAUCAGGCCUUUUUCAAACAUUUCGAGAUCGAGUCGCUGAUGGAUAUGCGGGAGGAACGGAAUACAGAGUCCCCUGCAGUAUUGUUCCUUCAACGCUCCUUGCCCACAGAGGAGGUGGUCUCAAUGUUCUCGGUCCAGUCAUCUUCAAGCUCUGCACUCAGGGGGCGGGCGAUCGACCACGGCCAGGGUGGUUGUGUUCACGUCAGGCGGGUUCAAGAAAUGGUAGGAGGACUGGGAGAUAUAGUCGAAGGAUCUGGGCGAGAAGGUCGAAGUAUUAAUGAAAUUGCAAGGUCCUUGACCGAGUUAGGGACUGCUAGAUCUGGGACGAUCUCGUACCGCCGCAUACACGUACCUGCAUGGGCAUCCUUACCAAAUGAUCCAGAGUUGUACCCUCGCCCUCUGCCAUUUCGAUCUGUUCCGGAUGGGCCUCUGCGUCUGGACAUGGAUGGGUCCUGUCCCUGUGCUUCUGGAAGGACUAAAUUCAAUCCAAUGGGUCCUAUUGAACUUCGCCAAUGCAGGAUCUAUACCUUUUCCGUUGCGUUGGAACACACUCUCGAGGUCCAACGCUGCCCAACGUGUCCGCCUUCUCGACGCCGCUACAUCGGGCCUGAUCUUCGUGAUCGAGGCCUCUUCAACUACAACAAUUCGAUUUUGGUGUCGCACGAGCUGCUUGACGAGUAUACAAGUGCCUACACUUUGUCUGAAACGCCGUUCUCCGCAUGGGUUCAACACAUGGCGCGACGGUACAGGAAUUCGGGUCAAACCUUUAUGGGGGAAGACCUUUUCCGAGCGAUAUGGUUCAGCUACGUUUCCCUACAGCAGUACGACGACGACAUGAAAUGUGCGCGAUGUGGAGACUUCCCCGAGACCGUCAUUUGGGACGGAAUUACCCUUGCCUUCAGCCGCAAGCAUCUUCGAAGUACACUCAAGCCACCGACAACCCCAUCUGCCGAAUCUCUGGUCCGCGAGCGAAUCCGGUAUCAGCCACACCAGCAUAUCAUUCAAAAUCCCAAGCUGCGACGGACGAUUCGUUUGGUUAUGGAUCCCCCGAGUCUGGACAGCCUAUCUGAUUGGGAGGAAGAAGAACUGUCCAUGACCACCGGUUCGCCUACGAAGGCAAACCGAUUAUGGGAGGCCAAAUUGAUACAGGACCACCUGGAUCGUCUGGACCGCGUGAAGGAAGGGCUUCUCGAAAUUUGCCCAGCCCUGUCAAACCUUUUCGACAAUGUGUUCAGGUUGACUUACGCCCAACGAGAAUCGCCAUCGAGCGUAUGCAAGAACUUCUUCCGACAGAUAUCUGCAGAAGAAUCAGUUUUGCAAUUAGUAAAUGCGCCAUCGAUGGACGCUAUCCGUUCGUUCUUGCAGAAUCCUUGCUCUGAUCGGUUUUCACUAUUGAUCCCCAUCCCCGCGGUCUACCAGCUCUUCAAGGCCUAUGAAGACACCAACGCUUUGGUUCCGGUGCUGAGAUGGAUUCUCGAGCGCGCUGAAGAGGUUCUAAACGGCUUGAAGGUCGAGUCGCCUCUUCCCGAAGGGGUGGUAUCCACUUGA